This is a messenger RNA of Closterium sp. Naga37s-1, 756 nucleotides long. Lineage: Eukaryota; Viridiplantae; Streptophyta; Zygnematophyceae; Desmidiales; Closteriaceae. The record is from the annotation of a GenBank genome assembly.
AUGCGGCGGUGGGACGGGAGGCGGCGACGAAGCGUCGCGGCGGCGGGAUGCGCAGGCGGCGCCGAGGAAGGCGCGGCGGCGGUAAGGGGAGGCGGCGACGUGACGUCGCGGCAGCGGGAGGGGCAGGCGGCGACGGGGCGUCGCGGCGGAGGGAUGCGCAAGGGCGCCGAAGUAGGCGCGGCGGCGGGAGGGGGGAGGUGGCGACAGGGGGGGUCGCGGCAGGAGGACGGGGAGGCGGCGAUGAAGCGUCGCGGCGGAUGCGCAGGCGGCGCCGGAGCAGGCGCAGCGAAUACUAUGUUCAUUCUCAUGGCAUGUGCUGGUGUGGGGUUUUUGUGUACGUUCCUGUUGCCGCAAAUGAAAGGGAGGUCUUUGGAAGAUAUUUCAGGGGAGAUGGUGGAGAGUGAUGAUGAGGACAACGAGGAGGAGGAUGGGGAGGAGGAUGUGGGGGAUGGGGAGGAAGGGGAGGAGAGGAAUGAGUUUCAUUAUCCGGAGCAGGAGACUGGGUUGGAUGGGGUGAUGAUGGGUCACAGUCACGGAUGGGAUGAGGAGGAAGAGGAGGAUGAGGACGAGGAGGAUAGGAAGGGUGGGGAGGAGGAGCUAACAUUGGAACAAAUGGGGCUAGGUAGUCUUGUGAUGGAGGAGCAGGGGGAGGGAGAGGAGGAGCGUUUGCAAGCAGGAGGAGGGUGCAUGGUUGGGCUGGACUUACCAUGUGGAAGUGUGCAUUCGUAUGGAGGUGUGGGUGUUCGAAGGGAUUGA